Molecule: messenger RNA, 534 nt
Organism: Vigna umbellata (rice bean)
Lineage: Eukaryota; Viridiplantae; Streptophyta; Magnoliopsida; Fabales; Fabaceae
Source: RefSeq, a predicted model, not a curated record
AUGAGGCCUUACAAAUAUUCGUAUCAUCAGAAGAAAGAAAUUGUGAGACAAGUGCAAGAGUUAAUUAAAGUGGGUCAUAUCAGGCACAACCAGAGUGCUUAUUCGAGCCUAGUCAUUUUGGUGAAGAAAAAAAAUAACAAAUGGCGCAUGUGUGUUGAUUAUAGAGAUUUGAACAAGGCCACUAUUCCAGAUAAAUUUCCAAUCCCAGUUAUUGAGGAGUUAUUUUGGGAAGAGCAUAUGCAGUUUCUUGAGAAGGUGUUGGAAGUGUUGGGAGAUCACCAAUUAUUUGCGAACAAGGAAAAAUGUUUGUUUGGCCAUGAGAAGGUGGAGUAUCUGAGGCAUAUUAUUUCCAUACAUGGAGUUGAGAUGGACCCAACGAAGGUUAGUAGUGUGUUAGAGUGGACAAUUCCCAAGAACGUGAAGGGAGUUCGUGGAUUUUUGGGUCUCACAGGCUAUUAUCGUAAGUUCAUAAAAGAUUAUGGUAAGAUAGCUAAACCACUAACAAAGCUUACUAGAAAGGAUGGAUUCAGGUGA